UUCAACCUGGUCCACUCCACGAAGAAACAACCCGCUCCUAAAUCUAAAACUAACAAUGUUCUUCCACUUCCGCUGACACAUGCGAUAACCAACUGAUUGUCACUGAAGGAAAUCCUCUUUAGUAAUGACAAUGUUGGGUAUGUAUGUGCCAGACAGAUUCUCCCUGAAAUCGUCAAAGGUCCAGGAUGGAAUCGGUCUGUACACGGCGAGGCGAGUCAAAAAGGGGGAAAAGUUUGGGCCUUUUGCUGGUGAGAAAAAGCUGCCUAGUGAGCUGGAUGAAAGCUCCGACACCAGGCUGAUGUGGGAGGUCCGAGGCAGUAAAGGAGAUGUUCUGUAUAUUCUGGAUGCUAGUAACCCACGUUAUGCCAACUGGCUGCGGUUUGUCCAUCAGGCGCCGUCGCAAGAGCAGAAGAACUUGGCAGCCAUUCAGGAUGGAGAGAACAUCUUCUAUCUGGCUGUGGAUGACAUAGACACAGACACAGAACUCCUGAUAGGCUACCUGGACAGUGAUAUGGAGCAAGAGGAGGAGGAAGAAGAAGAGGAAGUCAUCAAAGAUGACGAUGAGAACAGUAAAGAUUCCAAGCAUCUUGUUGAAAUGGAGCUUGUAAUAAAGAAGGAGGACCACCCGUGCUUGCUGUGUGAGAGCAGUUUUCCCAGUGAGGAGAUCCUGGCCGCCCACCUUCAGAGUCUACACCAGAGGCCCAGCACAGAGGAGAAGGAGUUCAAAUGCAGGAACUGCGGCAAGAAGUUCCCCAUCAAACAGGCUCUGCAGCGCCAUGUUUUGCAUUGUUCUGAGUCACUGGAUCCGUCAACUGACUCUAAAGUUCACCAGUGUUCCCUGUGCCACAACACAUUCAGCUCAGAAUCCAGUUUUGAACAACAUAAGGAAGCCUGUAAAGGAGAUGCCAGGUUCAUCUGUAAAGCAGAGAGCUGUGGCAAAAGAUUCAAAAGUAAAGAUGCUCUGAAGAAACAUAAAGGAAAUGUUCACACAGGGAGCGCAAGACGGAAACUCACAUGCACCAUAUGCAACCGAAAAUGUUCCUCUUCGCUUAAUCUGCAAGAACAUCGAAAGGUACAUGAAAUAUUUGACUGUCAUGCAUGUGACAAGAAGUUCAUUUCUACCAAUCAACUGAAACGCCACAUGAUCACACACUCAGAGAAGCGACCUUAUACCUGUGAGAUCUGCAAUCGAUCAUUCAAGCGUUUGGACCAAUCCACGGCUCAUAAGAUCAUCCACAGCGAGGACAAACCAUACAAAUGUAAACUGUGUGGGAAGGAGUUUGCUCACCGUAACGUCUACAAGAAUCACAAGAAGACCCACUCGGAGGAAAGACCCUUCCAGUGUGAGGAGUGCAAAGCCUUGUUCCACCCCUUCUCUCUACAACGUCACUUACUCAUCCACAAUAGUGAAAGGACAUUCAAGUGUGACCAGUGCGAUUCCACCUUCAAGAGGAAGGACACACUCAACGUCCACAUCCAGGUGGUGCACGACGGCCAUAAGAAGUAUAAGUGCGACCUGUGUGAGAAGGCCUUUGUCACUCCUUCAGUUUUGAAGAGUCACAAGAAGACCCACACGGGGGAGAAGGAGAAGAUAUGCCCAUACUGCGGACAAAAGUUUGCGAGCAACGGCACACUAAGGGUCCACAUCCGCAGCCAUACAGGUGAACGUCCAUACCAGUGCCCGUACUGUGACAAAGCAUUUAGCAAGAACGAUGGCCUGAAGAUGCACAUCCGCACACAUACUCGAGAGAAGCCGUAUAAGUGCAGCGAGUGUAACAAGGCCUUCAGCCAGAAAAGAGGACUGGAUGAGCACAUGAGGACCCACACUGGAGAAAAGCCCUUUCAGUGUGAUGUGUGUGACCUGUCAUUCAGCUUGAAGAAGAUGCUCAGCAGGCAUAAGCUCACUCACAACCCCAACCGGCCCAUGGCCGAGUGCCAGCUGUGCCAUAAGAAGUUCACCAGGAACGACUACCUCAAAGUACAUAUGGAGAAUGUCCACGGGGAAACAGAGAGCUAGAGCCAAUUAUGGAAGCACUGGCUGAAAAUGAUAUCUGAUGCCACAGAUAAAGUUCAGCCUCAUGCUUCAUGCAACCAGUAUGGCCUAUAUAUACUGUAUAGAGAUGGAUAGAUAGCAGAAAUUCUGCUAUUAAAAUACAUGGAAAACAUUAGGGUGAGCAUAAACACAGACUGUGUAUUUGUCAUUUUUCUUGUACUGUUUAGAGAUUGUUUUGGAUAUUUUAAUGAACACAAUCCAAAAUAAUUACAUAAAUAUGUGCCACCAGAGCUGCCGUGUCUGGUCAUUGUUAAAAUGAAGCGCCUGCCGUUUCUUUUUAAUAUCUAACCAGUGUUACUGUUCGACCUGAUACAGCCUGACCUCUUUCACUGUGCUAUUUACAGACCAACUGUCUGAACAUCUUACUGUAAAUCAGACCAAAGAUCAUUUUUUACAUUUACACGUUUCUGUUACAGUUUUUGUCUAAGCGUACUGAACUCCAGAACUGUGGUCCUCCUGUUCUAGUUUGACAAUAUCACCUGUUAGAAGUAUUAAACCAGGAUGGUCCGCCAGGCUGUUUUCGUCUAUCUAUCACUACAGUCUCAUUUUUAGACAUAAUUUUUUUUAUUUUAGUUAUGAAGGAACCAAACAAAUGUCCCAUAGACUCCCAUUGGAGGUUCAGUCUUAAAUCUGAAUAUUUUUUUGUGAUCCGCUUCAUGACUGUUACAGCAUUAAGUCCAAUAGUGCCUUCUGUUUCUCUUCAUUUCCAUGGCCUGUUGUACAAACAUCAGUUUUGCUAAAUGUGUGUUACUGUCAUGUUCCAAGUUUUGCUCGGGACAAAAAGGUACUGUUUAUUGACUUUAGCAUUGAAUUGUAAAGUUUGUUUUUAUGUGAGUGGCCCUGGGCUGCUGUGCCUUACUCUCUGUAUUUAUGCUGUUCUUUAAUUUUUGUUCUGUGUGAGAUUUCAUGUAUUUCAGUAGAAGUGCAAUUUGUUCCUGUUUUAUUUCCAGAAGCGUUUGCUUGGUCCUGGACUGUUCCUCUGAUUAAUGCCCAUUUUCCAGCUGUUUAUUCUAUAUCUGUAGACUGUGAAUUGUCACUUCACACGUUUAUAUUUUGAAAUGUAUAAAACCUCAUCACUUAACAAACA
Molecule: messenger RNA, 3140 nt
Organism: Sphaeramia orbicularis (orbiculate cardinalfish)
Lineage: Eukaryota; Metazoa; Chordata; Actinopteri; Kurtiformes; Apogonidae
Gene: prdm5
Product: PR domain containing 5
Biological process (GO): regulation of DNA-templated transcription
Molecular function (GO): DNA-binding transcription factor activity, RNA polymerase II-specific; protein binding; RNA polymerase II cis-regulatory region sequence-specific DNA binding
Source: RefSeq, a predicted model, not a curated record